AGUUGAUCUCGGAGCGGAGGAGGGAGCCCUGCGGUCGCGAGCGCGGAGAAGACAAAGCCGCGUCCGGGGCCUUGCGGCGGUUGGGGCCGGGGCUCGGAGGCGCCCCAGCUCGCGGGGAGGGCUGUGCGGACCCGUGCGCCGCCCCGCCACCACCGCUGCCUCCUUGCAACAGGUCCACCGCCUCCAGGGCUGCCUCGCUCUGUGCUCCCCUCCCCCGCGCUCCGCGACCCCCGCGGCGCCUCCGCUCGGCUCCGGGCCGCCCUCGGCCACCCGCUUCGAUGCGGUUCGGGUCCAAGAUGAUGCCGAUGUUUCUCACCGUGUACCUCAGCGACAACGACCAGCACUUCACAGAGGUGCCGGUCACCCCAGAGACGACGUGCAGAGACGUGGUGGACCUGUGCAAGGAGCCUGGCGAGAGCGACUGCCAUUUGGCCGAAGUGUGGUGUGGCUCAGAACGUCCAGUUGCAGAUAAUGAGCGGAUGUUUGAUGUUCUGCAAAGAUUUGGAAGUCAGAGGAAUGAAGUGCGUUUCUUCCUUCGUCACGAACACGCCCCCGGCAGGGACAUGGUGAGCGGACCAAGGUCCCAGGAUCCAGCUUUGAAAAGGAGCGGCGUAAAAGCUCCUGCCGACCACCGGAGGAAGGAGAACGGCGUCAACAGCCCCAGGAUGGACCUGACUCUUGCUGAGCUUCAGGAGAUGGCGUCUCGCCAGCAGCAGCAGAUCGAGGCGCAGCAGCAGAUGCUGGCCACGAAGGAACAGCGCUUGAAGUUUCUGAAACAGCAAGAUCAGCGUCAACAGCAACAGGCUGCCGAGCAGGAGAAGCUUAAGAGGCUAAAAGAAAUUGCCGAGAAUCAGGAAGCGAAGCUCAAGAAAGUGAGGGCGCUUCGGGGCCACGUGGAGCAGAAGAGACUGAGCAACGGGAGGCUCGUGGAGGAAAUUGAACAGAUGAAUAGCUUGUUCCAGCAGAAGCAGAGGGAGCUCAUCCUAGCCAUGUCAAAAGUAGAGGAGCUCACCAGGCAGCUGGAGAUGCUCAAGAACGGCCGGAUCGACGGUCACCAUGACAACCAGUCGGCGGUGGCUGAGCUCGAUCGGCUAUACAAGGAGCUGCAGCUGAGAAACAAACUGAAUCAGGAGCAGAAUGCCAAGCUGCAACAACAGAGGGAGUGUUUGAACAAGCGCAAUUCAGAGGUGGCGGUCAUGGAUAAGCGUGUGAACGAGCUGAGGGACCGGCUGUGGAAGAAGAAGGCAGCGCUCCAGCAGAAAGAAAACCUUCCAGUGUCACCGGAUGGGAAUCUGCCCCCGCAAGGCGUGUUGGCGCCCAGCCGCGUGGCUGCCGUUGGGCCCUACAUCCAGUCGUCCACCAUGCCCCGGCUGCCCUCCCGGCCCGAGCUGCUGGUGAAGCCGGCCCCGCCCGACGGCCCCGUGGCCAUGCAGCCCGCGGAGGGGCCCAUGAAAGUCCACACGCUGCCGAACAUGAGGUCCGCGGCCGCCUCCCAAGCCAAAGGCUCUAAAAUCCAUUCUCUGGGUCCUGAUUGGAGUCCACAUGCGGAUCUUUUCCCGAGCCAGGCCUCUGCCGCUACGCCGAAAAGCUCUGCGAGUGCUCCAGAACAAGCUGAUGAUGGGGAGGUUCUGCUGAGGGACAAGGAGAAGAAAGUGCGUCCCUUUUCGAUGUUUGACACAGUGGACCAGUCUGCCGCGCCCCCCUCCUUUGGGUCUCUGAGGAAAAACCAGAGUAGUGAAGACAUCUUGCGGGAUGCUCAGGCUGCAAAUAAAAAUGUGAAAGUCCCACCUCCCGUUCCAUCGAAGCCCAAACAGAUUAAUUUGCCUUACUUUGGACAAACGAGUCAGUCCCCGUCAGACAUUCGGCCCGAUGGAAAUCCUCAGCAGUUGUCAUCGGCCGUCACGUCCAUGGGAAGUAAACCCAAACCAGCAGGGCAGCCGCAGAGGGUCCUGCUGGCCCCCGGCGUGCCAUUGGGCGGCCAAGACCCAGCCCUCAUUCCGGGUUCUAAGCAAGAAAGUCCACCGGCCGCGGCCGUCCGGCCCUUCACACCGCAGCCGUCCAAAGACGCCCUCCUUCCUCCCUUCCGGAAGCCCCAGACCGUGGCGGCCAGCUCCAUAUACUCCAUGUACACCCAGCACCAGGCUCCCGGAAAGAACGUCCCGCAGGCCGUGCCCGGCGCGUUGGCCAAGACGCAUCCCAGAGGGCCGCCCUUCUCGAGCGUCUACGGCAAGCCUGUCAUCGCUGCCGCCCAGAACCAGCAGCAGCACCCGGAGAAUGUUUACCCCCGGGGCCCGGGCAAGCCCGGCGGCCCGGAGCCUGAUGCGGAGCCGGCGUCUCCGGCACAGGAGAGCCACGAGAGCGAAAGGAUUCCUCGGCCGCUCAGCCCCACCAAGUUACUGCCUUUCCUGUCGAACCCGUACCGAAACCAGAGCGAUGCCGACUUGGAAGCUCUGCGAAAGAAACUGUCUAAUGCACCGAGGCCCCUAAAAAAACGGAGCUCCAUCACGGAGCCCGAGGGCCCGAACGGGCCGAACAUUCAGAAGCUGCUGUAUCAGAGGACCACCCUAGCGGCCAUGGAGACCAUCUCUGUGCCAUCGUCGUACCCGUCCAAGUCGGCCUCGGUGACUGCUGGCCCCGACAGCCCAACCGAAAUCCAGAACCCGUAUCUACAUGCAGAGCCAGAGAAGGAGGUGGUGUCUCUGGUUCCUGAAGCAGUGUGCCCACAGGAAGCCGGGGACGCCAGUACAGAGAGCAGUGACCUGCCAGCUCCUCCUCCGGGCCUUGACUAUGUGCCUGAAGGAGUCCCAGACCCCAGCCCAGAUUUCCAGGACACCGUGGAGGAACCAAAUGCAGAGGCUCCCCAUCUGCUCGAAGUGUACCUGGAGGAGUACCCCCCUUACCCUCCGCCGCCCUACCCAUCGGGGGAGCCGGAGGGGCCCGGGGAGGACUCCGGGAGCAUGCGCCCGCCUGAAAUCACCGGGCAGGUGGCCCUGCCCCCGGGCAAGAGGACAAACUUACGUAAAACGGGCUCCGAGCGAAUUGCCCACGGAAUGAGGGUGAAAUUCAACCCUCUUGCCUUACUUCUCGAUUCAUCUUUGGAGGGAGAAUUUGACCUUGUGCAGAGGAUUAUUUAUGAGGUGGAUGACCCCAGCCUACCCAACGAUGAAGGCAUCACAGCUCUGCACAACGCCGUGUGUGCCGGGCACACGGAGAUCGUGAAGUUCCUGGUGCAGUUCGGUGUGAACGUGAAUGCGGCUGACAGCGACGGCUGGACCCCGCUGCACUGCGCCGCCUCCUGCAACAAUGUCCAGGUGUGCAAGUUCCUGGUGGAGUCGGGAGCCGCGGUGUUCGCCACGACCUACAGCGACCUGCAGACGGCGGCAGACAAGUGCGAGGAGAUGGAGGAGGGCUACGCCCAGUGCUCCCAGUUCCUCUACGGAGUUCAGGAGAAGAUGGGCAUCAUGAAUAAAGGGGUCAUUUACGCCCUCUGGGACUACGAGCCGCAGAACGAUGACGAGCUGCCCCUGAAAGAAGGGGACUGCAUGACCGUCAUCCGCCGGGAGGACGAGGAUGAAGUGGAGUGGUGGUGGGCGCGCCUGAACGAGAAGGAGGGGUACGUGCCCCGCAACCUGCUGGGGCUCUAUCCAAGAAUUAAACCAAGACAAAGGAGCUUGGCCUGACACUUUAUAGAAUUGUAGUCAAUGAAGAAUUAAUCUCUGUUGUCUCUGAGAAGAAGUAACAGGAUUUUCUGGGGCACGGCUUUCACAAGACUCAUUGGAACGACCGUGUACUUUGAAGCCAUGAAGACCGCUCUCUGGGAGGAAAUGAAGGAUAGGGAGUCCUGGUGGUGGAGGACAUUCGGUGCCGCGAGGGGGGCGUGAGGGACCUUAGAUUUCAGAUUUAAGAGACGACACCGCGAGGCCCAGGUGCCAGCCUUCCUGCGCCGGAACCGAAGCCUGGGGCCCUGCGAGAUCCCAGCAGCAUCCUGUUUUCCGCAAGAGGCAGGACCGCUUACUGGGCGACUGGGAAGCCAGCUUCGCGUCCUGCUGGAAGGGACCAGUGCCAUCAUGGCGCCAGCCUGACUGUCCCCAGCAGCAGCUGGCCCUCGGGCCACCACGAGGGCGCCAGGUGCCGCACACUGUGCCCGUCCGUGCAGGGCGGUCGGUUGGUAGCCAGAGAGCAAUAACUUUAUUGUAUGAGUUCUUGUAGCAUUUUCAGAAUUACACAUAUUUUGAAAUAUUGAAACGAAGCUACACUACAGAUAAUUAGGUUUAGAAUCUUGUUUUUAGGCUGAAUUUGAAUCUAUAUUUAUUGCCUUUUGUAUCUCGGAAAUUAGAGACUUGUUAUAGACUUACCCAUAAUAUUUGUCAAGAUCAUAGCCGACUUUAAAAACAAUUGUAAUAAAAAUAAACUUUUUGACUGUAAGCUUUUUUCUGGUUUCGGUUUUCCAU
Messenger RNA from Pteronotus mesoamericanus, 4451 nucleotides. It is a transcript of the gene TP53BP2, whose product is annotated as tumor protein p53 binding protein 2. Gene Ontology annotation, cellular component: nucleus. Gene Ontology annotation, biological process: regulation of apoptotic process; signal transduction. NCBI's taxonomy places the organism in Eukaryota, Metazoa, Chordata, Mammalia, Chiroptera, Mormoopidae. The record is from RefSeq and is a predicted model, not a curated record. Bases 279 to 3680 code for a protein of 1133 amino acids. The transcript has 18 exons. Gene Ontology annotation, molecular function: p53 binding.